Misgurnus anguillicaudatus (oriental weatherfish) is the source of this 2727-nucleotide messenger RNA. RefSeq lists its product as uncharacterized. The record is from RefSeq and is a predicted model, not a curated record. Gene Ontology annotation, biological process: regulation of glycogen biosynthetic process. Gene Ontology annotation, molecular function: protein phosphatase 1 binding; glycogen binding. Lineage: Eukaryota; Metazoa; Chordata; Actinopteri; Cypriniformes; Cobitidae. Gene Ontology annotation, cellular component: protein phosphatase type 1 complex.
AAACAAGCCUUUGAGCAGCUAGAACUUGUGACCAGGUGACGACUAGUUUCCUCUACAUAAUUCAUCAGUUUGUUCAAUCAAGCUUUAGGUUCAAGAGAGGUCACAUUAAAGUUCCCCACAACUCCCUGGGAGUGCAACAGGCACCCAAGCAUAGUUUGGGAGCUCUCGCAGCUAUUUUUAAGCCUGGCAACAGCACAAUGUUUAGCUGCAACCCGACGCUGUGUGCCUAGUCACUCUGCAUUUGAGUCGGAGUUGAAGUGCACCUGACUCUACCCGCAAAACAUCAAGCAGGCAUGUCCGCACAAGGGCUUGUGCCCGACCUGGACUCUUGCACGUGCAGAGACUGGAUGAGACACGGACAACAAAAAGAAAAGAUGCCAGACCAGACUCCAGCAGGAGAUGUCGAGGAUGAAUCCGAUGAAUCUGUGGAACCCGAGCUUCCGCCGACAGUCAUACGGAGGAAGGUAUCAUUCGCCGAUGCCUUCGGCCUGGACUUGGUCUCCGUGAAGGAGUUCGACAACAGAGAUUCAUCAGGGCCUGGUGAUUUGGCGAGAUUGCUAGGAGCGGAGGGCAAAGUUUUUGAAGAGUAUUACCUGUCCUGCCCCUUCACCUGCCCAGCUUCUGACCAGGAGCUGCGCAUGAGACUUCAGGAGCAGAAGCUGGAGCUGGAGAGCAUCGAACUGCUCCCCGGAUCCACCACCAUCCGGGGCACCGUCCGCGUUCUUAACCUUUGUUUCCAUAAGGCCGUCUACGUCCACACCACACUGGACGGUUGGCAGAGCCACUUCGACCUGCUGGCGGAGUACGUGCCCGGGUCCAGCGACGGAGAGACGGAUCGUUUUUCUUUCCGGCUCAUGUUGACACCUCCUUUCGGGGCCGAAGGGAUGCGGGUAGAGUUUUGCCUGAGGUACGAAAGCCAGGCCGGGACCUUUUGGGCCAACAACAGAGGGACGAACUACAUUGUGUUUUGCCAUCAAAGAUGGAGAGCUGAAAUGAAAGACAAAGAGAACGAGAAAGAAAGAGAAAGGGAGAAGUUAAUAGAGGAGAAUAACAACAGAGGCAUCAGGAGCUGUCUAAAAACAAACAGUAAAGUCAUCUGCACAGAGACGACACCCACAGAGAUGGGUAGAGAGAUCUCAGAACAAGUCACCUCGUGGACCACGCGUACCGGGGAGAGCAAGGCUGAGAAAAUAACACAAAUGACUUCCCCCAAAUCCCUUAAGGACUGUUGCACACCUCUGGUGGAUCGCCGCAGGAAACGCAGAACUGCGCGUUUGGCCCACAAGCAGGACUGUUUCUCUCAAAAACAGAUGGAACCUAAACUAGUCGAUUUUUCUCACACAAUUGAAGGUACUAGAGAUUGGUCCACUCCAAAGCUGAGUAUACCUAACAUAGAAGAUGUACCGAUUGUCCAAAGCAGACACGAUAUGGACACGCCGCCAAUACUAACGUUCCACCAGAUCCCUUUGCUUUCUUUGGACUGGGUUGAUAAAACGACAUCACCUGCCUAUGCAAAACCUCAUGAUGUCUGCGAUGAAAUAAACACAGAGAACCGUCAAGAUGAAGAUCACACCACAUCGGCUUGUCAGGCCUGGGAGGCUUUUCUGGGCAGUGAUGAUACAAAACACGCUUACAGAGAUACGCAGGACCAAGACAGCAUUCUUUGCUUGGAUGGAGAGACGCAACAAUCCUUGACCACUUGUAAAAGAUCUGUUGAGUCAAGUGCCUGGGAAAUACUACAAUCUUCCCCUACUGAGACAUCAAGGGACUGGGGCGUUGGUCCUUUUAAAGAUUACCAACAUUGGGAAGAGCCGAGGUCCACAACAAGUGCUUCUUGUGAAUCAGAGCCAGAGAAGGAGGUGGUUUGGUUUGACCACCAAACCCAUAAAUACAUGAGCAGCGCCGUCACCCUGCCAGAGGAGGAAGCUCAAAGCGCACAUGACCUCAAGACUCCCAAAGGCGUAGAUGGAAUCUCACCUGAGGUAUUCAUGGGCCAUCCUGACACCUCAAACACGCCAGCAAAGGUUAAAGAAAACACACGCAGCUCGGUCAACGACACCCUGACAUUUACGAAGAUCAGAGACGAGCCGUUCACAGAUAGGCAGACAGAGAGGCUUUUUGAAAAGCAGGAUCUAAAUAAAGCCAGCAAGCUUGAUAGCGGUGAGCAGGUGGAUAGUGAGUUUUAUACAGGGCUACGAGGAGAAGAAAUGGAAAGCGUUCAAAAAGAAACACAGAAUUGCUCAUGGUGUGAAAGUCAGAGCAAUUUACGUACGCUGAAAACAAAUGUUAACAAUCCAGAGCCACAAAAAGAUGAAGAGAGGCGUUUUGAGCUCAUACGUGAAACACAGGGCAUGGACGUUGAAGAUGAACUCCCCACAUUACCCAUAAUUCAGCUGUCCUGUGUGGGCAGUGCAUCCAGCAUGGGCAGCAACAGCAGCAGCAGCAGGUUAUUGUCAUGGUGGAGGGACUUCUGGUCUCUGGGUCAUGUGACCAGAGCUCUCGUCUGUUCAGUCGUUCUGUUUGUGAUCUUUGUAACUGCUUAUCUAUGCGAUCUACCGACGUGCUUGGCCCUCUACCUGUUCUCUCUGUGCUGGUGGUGCAGUCAGGGCGUGAAACAACGUCUGGAUUCGGCUAUUGAUGUGGACUGACGCAGACGGGAAGAAGUGAUUCUUCUAAGGGCCCAACGUCACUUUUAAAAUCCAAUUGCACAAUAAAACCCAUACACUU